GAUAACCCAGAUGUUUACAGGGAUACUGCCUGGUUGUUGGAUAGAAUCAUGAUGGACGAAGGUCAGUCAGCCUACAAUUUUUUGCCCGCGUAGCUGGCAGAUUAGCUUUUGCUCGUGUGAGAGUUGUUUGGCGGCACUGAAGCUGCCAUUCUCGCGCGGCUUUUGCCGCGAGAAACUAGCUCCGUCACUUUCCCCUUAUCUGCACGGUUUUUCGGCUUCUCUGUCAGAACUUUACUCUCGCUACGCGAUCCUUCCAGCUAAGCAGGCUAAUAGUUUUUUUAGCAUAUGUGCUAGGGGUACUGGGUCUAACAUUAGACUCGUCUCAAUAUGUCUGCAAUAAACAUAGAACCUCUGCCUCCUUGCUAUCCUUGGUUACUGAAAUUUGUGUUGUAGACUCUCCGUUAUCCAUUCCUGGCUCGUGAAAUAAGUUCUCAAAAUAUCUAGGACAAAAUUGAAUACGAUAAAUCGCGCUUACAGACAAGGGGAACAAUAGGAGAGAACCCUGGGAACGAGGUUAAAAAUUGAGCCCGAAAAAUGCAUUUGUCCUUUCCGUGUACUUUUGCCUUCUCCUGUCACCUCACCUGAGUCUUCCUAUACAACCAAGCAUAAGAACAAAAAUUUUUUGUUGUUCGAAUUAUCACACAGCUACAGUUCUCCAUGACGAUGAGUUCGAACCACCCUUUGUGAAGUACCGACAUGGAAGCGGGGACAAGCAAGAGGUAUUUUCCUAUGUAUGCUUUUAAUUAACAUAGUAACUUGACUCCAGCAACCCUCUCCGUAGUGGAUGGUACUCCCUUUAAUAAUCGCGAACGAUCUUGCCCAAGGACUGUGUCGCAAUUUUAGAACCAUCGACAUCAUACCGCAUAUGCAGAAGUUACAGGAUAAUAUUUAAAAGCAUGAACAGCAAUUUCUAGAUCGAAUUCUUAGCCUUCAUAGCUGGUAGGAUAGGAGUGUAUGCGUCAGGGAGAGCAUUUUGGCGGCAGAAUCACUGCAAGGAAAAGUAUUAAUCUGAUUAGCUGGCAGUUGGACUCGUCCCGCAUUUUUCAACUCAACCGAAAAACAUCAAUAGCAUCCUUGGAAUGAGCAAGUCUCACGACAUUAAUCCAGCUAUUGUGCUACGAAGGUUGUAGAGUGUUAGCCAAAAUUAACAGAUAGACAACAAUAUUCCACAGUCAUACUUGCAACGUUAACUACUACGGAAGGUAUCGCCUCUUGCAAGGAAAUCCAAUACAGUCUGGGAUUCUGGAAUCCACCGCACGCCGUGGAUUUCUGAUUCCAGUUACUGAAUAUCGGAUUCUCUCGCAGUGGAACUUGGAUUCCGAAUUACAAUCGCUAGUGAGAUUUCGGAUUCCUUGUGCUGUAUUCCUGAUUCCAAAGCCCAAGACCCUGGAUUCCACGAGAAAUGUUUCCCGAAUUCCGGAAUCUGGAUCCCUAGCCUUACAUGGGGCGAAAGGUUUAAUGAGUUGAUCUUAUAUACAAACAUUCAGUUCUAUUCUGGUUUGUUCUCAGUGCAUUAACGGAGCUAAGUCAAUCCCAUAUUAUUGUCAAUGGACUGGUUGGGUGGUGCUAAAGGAGGACGGAGAACCUGAACAACUCAAGCUGACGGUUUCAAACAAAUACUGUAAUCGGGAUGGACAAACGAAGCCGCAAAACGAAAUUGUGGAAUGUUGA
This is a messenger RNA of Porites evermanni, 1671 nucleotides long. The record is from the annotation of a GenBank genome assembly. NCBI's taxonomy places the organism in Eukaryota, Metazoa, Cnidaria, Anthozoa, Scleractinia, Poritidae.